AUGGCGAACUCCCCCGUGUUAAUGGCUGUGGAUGGCAGCGAUCAUGCCGAUUUCGCGUUCGAUUGGUACAUGAAGAAGUUCCACAAGCCCGGAGACCAAUUAAUCCUCCUCCAUUGUCCGGAGUUAUACCUUAACGACUUAAACAUGAGUCCUGGUCGGGUAACGCAACUACAGAGAGAAGUAAGUGAAAACACCCAAGCUCUACAUGACAAAUGGUUAGCCAAAGCCUCGGCCGCUGGGAUACAGGCAGAGUUUAAGGUUGAAUACUCACAGAAGCCAGGCCAUGUCAUUGUUGAUGUAGCACAACGUGUGGGAGCAGGUUGCAUAGUAACUGGGACUCGAGGACUCGGGAAAGUCCGGCGAACAUUCCUCGGCAGUGUCAGCGAUCACGUGAUUCAUCAUGCCAGUUGUCCCGUUCUAGUUUGUCGUAACUAA
Molecule: messenger RNA, 435 nt
Organism: Ylistrum balloti
Lineage: Eukaryota; Metazoa; Mollusca; Bivalvia; Pectinida; Pectinidae
Product: universal stress protein in QAH/OAS sulfhydrylase 3'region-like
Exons: 4
Coding region: 1-435 (144 amino acids)
Source: RefSeq, a predicted model, not a curated record